CUUUAUAUUUCUGAAUCUCAAAAACUCCAACACUCUUUGAGAUAUUUGGCGAUUGAGAGAUGACUGUGCAAAGCAGAGUCAAUACAGAGGCGACGUUAGAGAGCGUUUGGGCGAAGUUCAUUGCUGGAGAUGAAGCUGAGGACACAAACAAGUCCUGGGAGGGGCUACCUGACCUUGACGGAAGAGAUGGAUCCAUGGAAGUCUUGCAGAGGCUGCCAAGUUUGGGGAGGUGGGUAUCAAUGGGAACAGAGGCGUGGGAGGAAAUUCUUUAUGGGAUAAUUCCUGUAACCAACCUGGACCAGUCCUGUGCGUUUAGUGCAGGCAAAGGUGACACCAAUCAAGGGAAUGAAUUGAAUUCUGUCAGAAAAGAUAAGGUGGUUACGAGACAUUUCCGGGGAGUGAGAAGGCGGCCGUGGGGGAAGUACGCGGCAGAGAUAAGGGACUCGAGGAAGAAAGGAGCCAGGGUUUGGCUGGGGACUUUUGACACAGCAGAGGAAGCAGCUCUGGCAUAUGACAAGGCUGCCCUGAGGAUUAGAGGCCCUAAAGCAUAUCUUAACUUCCCUCUUGAGACAGUUGUUAAGGCCAUGGGAAUUGAAAAUGACUUCAAUUGUUGCAAGUUUUCAACCAGUCAAGGUAAUAAGGGAAAUGUUUCGAAUCCCAGGAAAAGGGCAUUAAUACAUUGGGAAGAAAGCGAUGACUGUGUGAUGAUUGAGGAGCCCGCAAUGAAGAGAAUGGCUAGAAGAGAAGAUAUGGUUCUCUCUAAUCUCACAAAAAGAGAAGAAGAACCUGACUUGAUUAUGAACAGAACGUAUAACAUGGAGGAAAUAUUUGGGGGUGGGUAUGAUGUAGAUGUAGUGGAAUUUCAGGAUUUGGGGAGUGAUUAUUUGGAGAAUCUGCUGUCUUCCUUUUGAAAAAAAAAAAUUCUGGGUAUGAUUGUUGUAGAAAUUUGAGUUUGGAAACUCCAUUUUUUUCAACACAAGAGUGAACCCUAAUACCUUGUUAACAACAAAACUAUAUUUUCAUG
This is a messenger RNA of Rubroshorea leprosula, 1024 nucleotides long. The record is from the annotation of a GenBank genome assembly. Lineage: Eukaryota; Viridiplantae; Streptophyta; Magnoliopsida; Malvales; Dipterocarpaceae.